AUGUCAGCAAAUGUCCUCCCAUACCCCACGAACUAUAACCGGAAUUCACCCCUGUUUUCCAGUAUCUCUUGUCCCAUUUGUCAAGAAGUAGUGGCUGACAGUAGAAGCUUCAAGUCUCACAUGUCCAUUUUUCAUGGCCAGGCAAUGCCAUAUCCAUGUACUUUGUGUGGAAAGGGUUAUGCCAGUGAGUCAGGACUAUCACUGCAUAAACAAGUUCAUGAAGGAAAAUCGUAUGUGUGUCCGGUGUGUGACUCUAGAUUUACUCAAAAUAGCACAAUGAAGAGGCACAUGAGGACUCUGCACAAAACAACAGAGUGCUUUACAUGCAAAGGCAUAUUCAAGCUUGGAACAGAAUAUGAGCAACAUGUUUUACAUUGCACUUCAUAG
Messenger RNA from Candidula unifasciata, 387 nucleotides. NCBI's taxonomy places the organism in Eukaryota, Metazoa, Mollusca, Gastropoda, Stylommatophora, Geomitridae. The record is from the annotation of a GenBank genome assembly.